GGCCGGGCCCGGAGGAGCCGAGCGGCGGGGAUCCGGCGGGAGCGGCGGCCGGGCCCGGGUGUGCGAUGGAGACGCACAUCUCGUGCCUGUUCCCGGAGCUGCUGGCCAUGAUCUUCGGGUACCUGGAGGUGCGGGACAAGGGCCGGGCGGCGCAGGUGUGCACGGCCUGGCGGGACGCCGCCUACCACCGCUCCGUGUGGCGGGGCGUGGAGGCCAAGCUGCACCUGCGCCGCGCCAACCCCUCGCUCUUCCCCAGCCUGGCGGCGCGGGGCAUCCGGCGGGUGCAGAUCCUGUCGCUGCGGCGCAGCCUGAGUUACGUGAUCCAGGGCAUGGCGGAGAUCGAGAGCCUCAACCUGAGCGGCUGCUACAACCUCACCGACAACGGGCUGGGCCACGCCUUUGUGGCGGAGAUCGGCUCGCUACGGGCGCUUAACCUGAGCCUCUGCAAGCAGAUUACGGACAGCAGCCUGGGCCGCAUCGCCCAGUACCUCAAGGGCCUCGAGGUGCUGGAGCUGGGCGGCUGCAGCAACAUCACUAACACCGGCCUCCUCCUCAUUGCCUGGGGUUUGCAGCGCCUCAAGAGCCUCAACCUGCGCUCAUGCCGCCAUCUCUCUGAUGUGGGCAUUGGGCACCUGGCGGGCAUGACCCGCAGUGCAGCUGAGGGCUGCCUGGGCCUGGAGCAGCUCACGCUGCAGGACUGCCAGAAGCUCAGCGACCUCUCACUAAAGCAUCUGGCCCGAGGGCUGGGACGCCUCCGCCAGCUCAACCUCAGCUUCUGUGGGGGCAUUUCAGAUGCGGGGCUGCUCCACUUGUCCCACAUGAGCAGCCUGCGCAGCCUCAACCUGCGCUCCUGCGACAAUAUCAGUGACACAGGCAUCAUGCAUCUGGCCAUGGGCAGCCUGCGCCUUUCGGGCCUUGAUGUUUCCUUCUGUGACAAGGUGGGGGACCAGAGCCUAGCCUAUAUUGCGCAGGGUCUGGAUGGGCUGCGUUCCCUCUCCCUCUGCUCGUGCCACAUCAGCGAUGAGGGCAUCAACCGUAUGGUGCGCCAGAUGCAUGGGCUCCGCACGCUUAACAUUGGCCAAUGUGUCCGUAUCACUGACAAGGGCCUGGAGCUCAUUGCGGAGCACCUCAGCCAGCUCACAGGCAUUGAUCUUUAUGGCUGUACCCGCAUCACUAAGCGGGGCUUGGAGCGCAUCACUCAGCUGCCCUGUCUCAAGGUGCUCAACCUGGGACUUUGGCAAAUGACUGAGAGCGAGAAGGUCAGGUGAGAGGAGGGGGCACCUGGAAACCUCCAUCCUCUCUGGAGGGACUCACUGACUGACUGACUGCUGCAAUGGAGGGGAGGGAGAGAGAGAGAGAGAGAGCAGAGGCAGGGAGGGGGACCCACACACAGAGCCAUGCUACCUGCCCACUCCAGCACUGGAAGGAGGGAGGGGUAGAGAGAGCCCACCCCUAUGCUUUCCAUGCCACCUACCCACCUCUGCACUGGCUGGGGCAGGAGAGGGAAGAGAGAGAACCCCCAUUUCUUCCAUGACAUCCCCAGCACUCCAUUGGGAAUACAGUACCCCUUUCCUCAUCCUUCUCUGCAUUGGGGAUAGAGGCCUGCAAUUUUAUGCACUGGGGCUGGAGAUACCCCUCCCCACUCCAACUCUGAUUCUACCCCCUCAUGCACUAGGGAUUGAUGAAGAAAGUCCCCCUAUUCUUACUCGCCUCCAGUCCUGCUCAGUUUUGGGAAUAGGGACCUUCUUGAAUGGGGGUGGGAAUGGAAAUGGGAACACCCCCCCCCAAAAAUAUAUAUUAAAAAAAGCUUAUUAGCUGCAUGUUCCAUAUCCACUGACCCCAGUCCUCCUGCACUGGGUACAAAGACACCCCCUUGUCAUACCAUUCCAAUUCUUUUUUUCCCCAUCCCAGCUGGGGACUGUGACAGAAAUAGCCUUUCCCAGCUAUACAUAUUCCAUCAAUUUCCAGUCCCACCCCCAUCUUCACUUCUAUCCCCUUUUGCCCUAUGGUUGGAUACUCCAGUGCACUGGAUAUAGAGAGAGCUACACUGGUCCCCUCCCCUCCUGAGUUGAGUAUAGGGACAUGAUUUCUUUGCACCCUGAACUGUGGUUGGAGAGAGAGCCUAGACCCUCCACUCUUUUCCCAUCUCCCUGCAUUGGGGAUGAAGAUAGACUCCUAAUACUUCUCCCUCCUCCUUGUACUGGGGAUGAAGACACAAUUUUCCCCUUACCCCAUUCCCAGUAGAGAAGAUGACAGAUCCCAGUCUCUUCAAAUGUCCCACCUGCAUUGGAGGGAUGGAGUAACCUUAGCCAUUUAUCUUCCCUUUCAUUUUUCUCUCUCUUCCUCCCUGCCUUUUCUUUCUUGGAAGUGGGGAUAAAGACAUAUCCAGCCACACAUCCAUUUCCUCUUUGGGGGUGAAUGGGGCAGAGGGGAUGACCAAGCUCCUAUCUACCCAGGGGAUUUAAGGAAGAAACUCCAGCUUCAUUUUUGCUUUCAUUUGAGAUACUGUGACAUGGUUUUAUUUUGAAAUGCGUACAAAAAAAUUACUACUACAAAACAGCCUCUUACCACCACCACCAUCCCCUUGCUUACAUCCUGUUUCUGAUCCUAGUUUUUCUCAUCCUUUCUUUCUUCAGUAUUCAUUUUCUUCCAUGGUUUUAUUUUUAAAGACAUUUGAAGUUGCUGUUCUUGUGGAUUUUUAAGUACGUUUUUUUCUGCUGAAUAUAUUCUAUAUAUAUAAAUAUAUAUAUAAUGUCUGGCUACCUCGUUUUAAUUUGUUACUUAUUUUUCUCAAAAGCCCUGGAAUUCUUACAAGAAAGAGAUUUUGAGACUGAAACAUUUUUGUGCCUAGACUGGAAAGAUGCCCCUUGGGUUUGUAAAUUUUU
Messenger RNA from Gopherus evgoodei (Goodes thornscrub tortoise), 2885 nucleotides. It is a transcript of the gene FBXL14, whose product is annotated as F-box and leucine rich repeat protein 14. The transcript has a single exon. The record is from RefSeq and is a predicted model, not a curated record. Gene Ontology annotation, molecular function: protein binding. Gene Ontology annotation, biological process: SCF-dependent proteasomal ubiquitin-dependent protein catabolic process. Bases 66 to 1268 code for a protein of 400 amino acids. Gene Ontology annotation, cellular component: SCF ubiquitin ligase complex. NCBI's taxonomy places the organism in Eukaryota, Metazoa, Chordata, Testudines, Testudinidae.